GCUUAUCAGUCGUCGACGAUCGAACUGACGAUAGUCUCUCGUCCGGAUUUAGAUAAUCUAAAAAAGGUGGACGUAAAGUGCACAUGCUGUAGAAUUAGAAGCAGUGACGAAGAGAGAGUUCCUCUCCUUGGAGAUUCAUUGGCCACGCAUCAUUUUCGGCGGGCUUCAUAUUAUAAUUACAACCGAAAUCCCUUUGAAAGGAAGGGCAGGACUUUGAGUAAUGGAACCUCAAGUAGUGCUAUGCAAUACGGUCGUAAUUGGCGCAACGGUUCAGAUGAAUUCACGUACGGAUAUGGAGGACCUACCACACCUUCCAUGCUAUGGGUUAAUGAUAAUCCCGGUUUAACCACAGAUUAUUCUAUAGGGUCACAUAACAGUAGCCAAUGGCGCCGUUGGGAGAAGAAACGGGAAGAAUUAUUAGCUAGAUAUGCCAAGAGUAGUAAUGAAGGCUAA
This is a messenger RNA of Acaulospora colombiana, 453 nucleotides long. NCBI's taxonomy places the organism in Eukaryota, Fungi, Glomeromycota, Glomeromycetes, Diversisporales, Acaulosporaceae. The record is from the annotation of a GenBank genome assembly.